CUGGACCUUGACUGCUUCUUCUCUUCUUUAACAAAGACUUAGCUCCUAAGAAAUCCUACGAAACACGUAAACAAGCCCAUAAAGACUACGCUGUCUCCUUCUGUCUCUCUCGUCAGCACUUAAAGGCACAAACAAGCGUUGCCUUGUUUGUUCUUUUGUGUCUGUUAAAAACCUCCUCUCGUGUUUGUGAGAGAGCUCGUUCAAUUCAAAGGUUUGUUCAUCAAACAGUUGACAGAGCAGGCUCAUGGGGAGGAAACUUGAUGCCCUGCUUGGAAGAGGCUUCAAGCCCGCCAAGUUCAAAUCACUUAUCAGUCUUGCCAUUUCUCGUCUUUCUGUCUUCAAGAACCAGCGUCAGGUUCGCUGCAACCAGGCUCGCUCUGAUGUUGUGCAGCUCCUUGAACUUGGCCACCAUGAUCGGGCUCUUCUUAGAGUUGAGCAGGCAAUCAAGGAGCAAAAUAUGUUGGACGUGUUCGUUAUUCUGGAAGGGUAUUGUAAUCUCGUUAUUGAAAGAGUUCAUCUCAUUGAGCAAGAGAGAGAAUGCCCCGACGAGCUCAAGGAGGCAAUAUCUGGCUUGCUCUUUGCAUCUUCAAGGUGUGGAGAUUUUCCUGAGCUUCAAGAGAUUCGUGCAGUUUUCAUUUCUCACUACGGCAAAGAAUUCGCUGCUCGUGCCAUUGAGUUGCGCAACAAUUGUGGAGUGAACAAUAAGAUUAUACAAAAGCUGUCCACCAGACAACCAGACUUGCAGAGCAGAAGGAAUGUGCUCAAGGAGAUUGCUGGUGAGAAUGGCAUUGCUCUACAACUCGAGGAAACCUCUGUUUCCAGUCAGGAAAAUUCGGAUGUAAGCAAGAAGCAAAACCUGCCCAAGCUAGACACAUCAGCUAAGGCAAGUGACGAUGCAGGAGACAAUGGUGAGUUCUCUGAUUCAACGAAAGCAAGGAAAAAUUUCAGGGAUGUAGCUGAUGCAGCUCAAGCAGCCUUUGAGUCAGCUGCUUAUGCGGCAGCAGCGGCAAGAGCAGCUGUGGAACUCUCUCGGUCUGAUUCCCAUGAUCCUGAUGAUCAUAAUAGUCCCAGUAGUCAACGGAAAAUAGUGUAUGACGGAAAUGAAUCAACUUUUAAAGGUAAGGAAACUCAUCAGGGUAGUCAAGCAGAGGAGUUGAGUCAGAGCAAGAAGACACCAGAAAUCAAGACGUCUAGUCCUUCUUCAAGUGAAGGUUCAACAGAAGGAAACCUGGACUUGAGGACAAUUUCCUUGGAUGAAGUGGACCCAGUCAAGCUAUUGGAAAAGGAAGUAGUUAUUCAUGAGAGUGACGAUGAGAACUAUGAUUCCCCUGGUUGGAGUUUUGAUAUGAAGACAAGGAAGCUUAAAGACAACGUCCUAGAUACGGAUAAGGAUGAUGAGGGCUCAGAAAAAACUGGAAUGAUGUUUCAGCCCUCAUUGAAUAAGCAAAUCCCUUCAGGCCUUCAAGCUGGCUUGAAGGUGGAGACUGGACCUGAAAACCCCACAGAGCAUGCUGCUGAAAACUCAGGGAUGAAAGCUAAACGGCAUUUUACUGUAAAUAAGGGGCCAAUUUCUGUGAGGACUAGACAAGUGCGGGGGUACUGAGGACCAUGAGUAUAUUGAUUUUUUGUUUUUUUAUGUGUUGAAUUUUUUCCAGUUUGGCGAGUUGCAUCACAGCUUUGGCUGAGUCUAUAAGUUGGAUUUUGUUCUUUGAUUUUUAUUUUGUUAAUUUUCAUAAGAUGUAGACUCAAAUGGAAUUUUUUUGGAAUGAUUUUUGAAAGAUUUUGUGAAGCGAAUGAUUUUGGAAAACUACUCAAUUUCCUAACGAUAGUACUACACCUACAAUCUAAAUAUGGAGUAUCCUCCGCAAAACCAGACUGCAACACAACUUGCACAAGCUUACGACUGUAGCCAAGAGAAACCUGGGAACCAAAAUGAGGAGUGCAGACAAAGGCACAAAGGAAAAUUUAUUCAUUUGUCUAUAAUAUAAGUUAAAAACAUCAUUCACGUAUUCAGGGGGAUGGAUAUGCACACACGGGCAGACAGAGUAGUUCAAUGAAGUUUGUUUUUCUUCACAAAUAGAUAAUGGAUGUGUACUGAG
Molecule: messenger RNA, 2099 nt
Organism: Durio zibethinus
Lineage: Eukaryota; Viridiplantae; Streptophyta; Magnoliopsida; Malvales; Malvaceae
Product: Regulator of Vps4 activity in the MVB pathway protein
Biological process (GO): protein transport
Source: RefSeq, a predicted model, not a curated record